Molecule: messenger RNA, 888 nt
Organism: Drosophila ficusphila
Lineage: Eukaryota; Metazoa; Arthropoda; Insecta; Diptera; Drosophilidae
Product: trypsin delta-like
Exons: 1
Coding region: 1-771 (256 amino acids)
Biological process (GO): proteolysis
Molecular function (GO): serine-type endopeptidase activity
Source: RefSeq, a predicted model, not a curated record
AUGAUCCACUACUUGUUUUUGCUCCAGUUUGGACUGCUGCCUUUAUUGGCUUUCGGAGACCCACGAAUCAUAGGCACUACAACUACAGCAAUUAUAAAGGAUGAGCCAUGGUUUGCCACGAUUCGAGUCAGAUCGGACAUGAAGUGCAGUGGAGCCAUUAUCUCAAAUAAUUACAUCCUGACGGCAGCCAAUUGUGUGGAUCACAAUGCGGCGAGGAGAGUUAAAGUGAGGAUAGGUACAAGUAGCUGCAAAUCUGGAGGAUCUACAGUUAAUAUCUGCAAGAUAAAGAUACAUGAUCGAUUUGAUUUUUUGACUUAUGACAAUAAUCUCGCCUUAUUGAAGACCUGCGAAAAAAUUACCGCCACUGAUCUUAUAAAACCAAUUGAAAGGAGCGACCAGAUUCCGACGGACAACUCACAAGCCAAUGUAACUGGUUGUGGUUAUCGGGAUCCCAUUUGGCCGGGAAGGUUUUUUUUACCCAAACUCCCUACGGAAGCGCACACCGGCGUGGUGCAAAUCUACAACCAAAAUCAAUGCGCCGCAGACUGGAACAUCUUUUCUCGUACAAUAUGGAAAAAGAAAAUCUCUGAGCGAUCCAUCUGCACCAAAGAUCGCCGCAUUGGAGCCAAUUCCUAUGAUACGGGGGCACCUCUGGUGGUCAACAACAAACUAGUUGGGAUUUUAUCCUCGCCAGGCAGUGUCCGGAAGCCCGAUAUCUAUUCGAAUGUUAUAAAGCAUUCCGAUUGGAUCGAUUCAAAUAUCAAAGAGUAAAAGAGAGAGAAAGAGAGAGAGAGAGUUGUGUAAAAAAAUAAUGAUGAAGAUAAAAUGUAUCAAUGGAACAUAUAAUAUUUCUUUAUUAAUAAUUAACUUAUAACAUCUUAAAGUUAA